ACCUCCCCAACCGCCUCGCUCCGUCCGUUCUGUCUUUGGCGACGUGCAGCAGCCGCAGCCGGGCCCUCUGGUCUUAUUCAUCGCAGCUGAAGCCUUCCUGGCCCCCCGGCAUCCCAAAACGGCUUGCCGCCACUGAUCACGCCUCCCUCCCCGUCGACCCUCGUCGUGCGGCUUGCCAGCUUGCCAAACUGCCGGUAUAUUGAGAAUCCCCGCACCUCGCUGCCUGCUGCGUCUGCGCUCUUCUGGAAUCUCUCCCACCUGCCGCUGCCCCCUCUGCCUCCCACCACCCCCCACCGCGCUCGCCCAGCACUGCCGCUUCUCUCGACCACGGCCUUCCGUGACCGUUAUCGCGGGACCUGAAUCCUUCCGCUAUCUCUGCUGCUCGGUUGUGGCUUUUUUCCGUGCUGCCACCAGUACCUUCCUUUCACUCUCUCACGUUUCAUCAUCCAUCACAUCUCUCCGCUAUGUCUGUAACUCGGCAGUGGUUCCAGCCCGGAGAGGGCAUCGCCAGAGAGGUCAUUACCGCCGAUAUCCAGCGCUAUCUAGGCAAUGACGCUCUGGUGCGGCCUGGAGAAGGUACUGGCGAGUAUCAGGGCGUGCAAGGCUAUUGGAUUACGGCCUACCGCAAUCUAACAAGUCAAAUGGUAGCCGACUUGAAGUUGGACUCGCAGCGGUGGCGCACUGAGGUCUCACAAGGACGAGUUUCAUAUCAGGACUCUAGAACCCACCAGUCUAGGCAGUACUAUGGACCAAGUGACCCCGCGCCUGCUCCGGCUGCCGUUCCAUACCAGCAGCCCUCAAGACCCGCCUACCCCCCUCAACCCACACAUCAAUCACACCAGCAGUACCAACAGCCGGAACCGUCUUACACGUAUGCGCAGCCACAGCCACAGGCCGCAUAUGCCGCUCCAGCAGGUCAAGCGUACCAGCAACCUCCCUACAACCAAGCCCAAGGACAACUUAGGACGCAGCCUAACUACACAUACACCCAGCAGAGUGCUUCACAGGACCAGCAUGCACAAUACGCGCAGCAUCAAGACCCAAGGUACACGUACCCACAACAGGCUGCUACAGCUCCUCCGACACAAUCCUAUCAGGUUCCUCCGCAACCAAGGUAUUAUGGAUUCUUCCACCGGUCUCCUUUGGUAUAUCGCUAAGGCCAGUACAGUGCUCCCCCUGCUGGGUACUACCAAGCUUCGGAUGGACGCCAGUACCCAAAUCCGCCACCGCAACC
This is a messenger RNA of Mytilinidion resinicola, 1234 nucleotides long. RefSeq lists its product as uncharacterized. The record is from RefSeq and is a predicted model, not a curated record. Lineage: Eukaryota; Fungi; Ascomycota; Dothideomycetes; Mytilinidiales; Mytilinidiaceae. Bases 465 to 1157 code for a protein of 230 amino acids. The transcript is spliced from 5 exons.